AUUUUUCUUCAAUCUAAUCAAAAUUUCUUUUUUUAAAUAAAAUAUUCAAAAAAAUUAAAAAUCCAAGAUUAAUUGUUUGUUUUUUUGUUAAUUUAUUUUGGAAAAUAAAUAGUUCUGCAAAUUAAUAAGUAAGUAGGUAGAUAGGUACAUUCAGAAUUAGCAUAACCACAAUUCAAUAUUUAGCAUAUUAUGGGAGAUUAGUCUUAGUCUUAAGAUAGAAGCUUUUAGAGUAUGAUGAACCCUAAUAGCUUUAAUAUAAAUUAAGGAUUUCCUCAGCAAAUGAUGAAUUUAGAUAACAGCAUGAUGAGUGCUGGAGGAGGAAAUAAUUAAGCAACAUCUUAAAUGUUUGAUAUGGUUAAUAAUAUGUUUAAAAUGAUGAUGAUGAACUAAAACGGCGGACAAUUUAAUCCAAACGCUCUUCAAAGCAUGAUGAGUUAAUAUACCAGUAAUAUGAAUAACAGCAAUAUAGGAGGAAUGAAUAUGAACAGUGCGAAUAGUUAGCAAAUGGGUGCUAAUUUAUUCUAAAAUAAUAUUUAGCCAUAGUAAUAUCAAUCAUAACAACAACUAUAACCAUAGCUUAAACAAAAUAGCAAUGUUAAUUUAAAUAACACAAUGACUAGAGAAAAUAUCGAUACUGCUUUUAGAAGUAUGGAAGACAGAUUCUUCAAUCAGUAAAAUGACUUACAGAGUUUUUAUGAUAAACUUCAAAAGUCGAAUUAAUCACCAAUAGGGAUUAGCAACAAUCAAUAAAAUAAUAAUAGCUAAAAUCCUAACAUGCUCAAUAAGAAAAGCAAUAAUAUUAUGAAUAAUAAUCCUUAAAUUACUGGAAAUAAUAGCAGUAACUUGUUUGAUCUUUCCGGUUUUUCAGAAUAGUAGCUUUAAUCUAAAUCGGAGUUUGUAGAAUAUGACAAUAACUUUGAUCAAUCUUAAAAUUUCAAUCAUUUUUAGUCUUCCAAUAAGUAGAGCUUUGUUGGAAAUUAAAAUCUUAGAGGAUAGGCUGGCUAGAAUAAGGAAGAAGAUAAUGAUUUAUUUAACAAAAAUUAUAAUUAAAAAGGAAUUAUACCUGGUAACGGAAGGAGCGAAGAUGUUAUGUAUAACACUUACAACUAAGAUAGAAACAUAGGCAAUAUGUAUAAUGAUAGAAAAGCAGUUAAUUUAAAUAAUGAGAGACCAGUUAACCAAAAUAAUAUCAGGAAUAGUCAAAUGCCAAAUAAGUUUGAGGAGAAACCAUACAAUGCAGAAAAUAUAAAUCCAUCAUCUGUAUUGGGGGAUGAUAAUGAAUUCUUAAGAGAUAGCAUCGUAAAUAUGCAUUAAAAUCAAGCAUUGAAUUAAUAUCCAAGAAACUAGUAAAAUGUUAAUAAAAUGAAUAAUUAUGAAAAUGAAUACUAACAAAAAGAAAAAGUAAACCAAAAAUAGUUCAAUUCUAAUGCUCUAUCAGAUAAUGAUUAGCAAUAUUUAAUGAGUAAUUUGAAGGUAAGAGGGAACAAUUAAAAUAAUGAUGAUAGUAAAUUUAAUAGAGGUUAGAUGGAGAAUAUGCAUCCUCCUCUCUCAACUAAAAGUUAAUAUCAAAAUAGACCAUAUGACAUCAAUUAGGAAGAAGAAAUAAAUUAAUAUCUCCCUAUUCAGAGUAAAAAUAGUAGAUAAAAUUUUGUUGAUGACGAGAGACCUAUCAAAGGGGCAAGGAAUUAAACAAAUCCAUAUAAAGAUCAAUUCGAGCAGUAAGAUGAUAGUUUCCCUCCUCAAAAAUAUACUCAAAAUAAAAAUAGUUAAAUAUAGAAUAAAAUAAAUAAUUAUCAAGAAUUAGACCAACCAAUUAAAUCUCAAAAAAACAAUUAUUUCAAUGAUGAAAGACCUAUUUAGUCCUAAAAAAAUAAUUAAAACAAACACUUUAUUGAUGAUGAGGAUGAAAGACCUAUCUAGUCUUCUAAAAAUUAGUUUAAAAAUAAUAAUUAAAUGGGAAACGAAAGCGAACAUCAUCAGUAAAAUUUUAAUACAUCUAGAAGCUUUAAUCCUAUUGAAGAAAUCCCUAUAAAAUCUAAAGCAGGGUUUAGGAAUUUUGAAGAUCUUAUUGAAGAAAAAAUGAGAGAAGAAGGUUAAGAUGAUUUUUAGGAUUACAAUGAUAAUAAUGGGGGAUAAGCAGGAAGCAGAAGAUAAACUUUUUUAAAGAAAGGUUCUAGAACAUUUUUGUCUAACGCAUAAAAGCGCUCAAAGGCAGCACAAAACCACAUUGAAGAAAUAGGCAACCAAUAAAAAGGAGAUGUUAUAGGUGGCAGUGCUAGUGUAACUAAUAUUUAAAAACCUAAAAAAGCCACAUCCAAUAAUUUUAAAUCAGCUUCUUCUCUCUCAAAAAAUGAAGGUUUUGGUGGUUCUAAUCAAAAUAAUUUUAAUGAGAAACCUGUUGGAGGCUCAAAUAAGCUAAAUUAAAUUCACAGCACAGGAGGAUUAGAUAGCUUAAAUUAAAUCUCUUCGAAUGUAGAUAUUACUGACAAAGCAAAUGGUCCUAAAGAAAAAAAGAAAUUUUUGUAAAGAGGUUAAGGCAAAGGAGGUGGCAUACAAGGAUUUAAAAAGGAAGAAUAAGCGAAUACUUAAUCCUCUAGUUAAAUCAAAGAUAUUAAUGAUAAGCCACCAUAAAAUAGCAGCACUAAUUAACAAAAGAAAAAUGAUAAAAAACCAUAGCAGCAGAAGCAAAAAAAAAAUUCAGAUCUUAUUUCUUUAGAUGAUGAAGAUGACUACAAUCCUAGAAACCUCAAGAAAAAGAGAAAGGAAAGUAACGAAGAAUAUGAUAAUAAAGACGAUUUGAAUGAUGAUCAAGAAGAAAAUGAGUUUGGUGGUAAAAAGUACCAGCCUUUUAAGUAUCUACAAGAUAAUUAAGAUGAUAAAGAUGAGGAAGAAAAUGAAUAUGCACAGAAGAUUAAUAAAAAUUCAAGACCUCCAACCAGCUUAGCAAGCAUUUAGAAUAAAGCAGUAAGGAAGGAUAGUGAAGAAAAUAAGAAUAAAAUUCAUAAGAGUGAAGGAGCAUAUCAAUUUGAUGAUGAAGAAGAGUGGGGUGACGAGGAUCAUAACAGAAAAAAUAACCAAAUAAAUAAUAAAAAUAAAUUUAGCAAAAAAGAAGAUGAAAAGAAGAGUAAUAAAUUAAAUAUUCAUGACAGUGAUGCAGGGUCAGAAAAUAAUGAUGAAAAUGAAUUUAGAGAUGACAAAUCAAACAACAACGAUGAUGAAUUCAAUGAUGAUCCAGAUUAAUAAUAUUCUAAGGUGGUUUAAAAAUAUUUUAACAAAAAAGGAAACAAUUAGAAAGGCUCUAAUAGUAAUUAAUAAAAAAUUUCUCCAGGUGGAAUCUCUUUAAAUGAUUUAACUCCUGAAUAAAAGAGAUAGCUCAUUCAAGAAUUUACUAAUGAAUAAAUUGAAAAAUUGGACAGCGAAGUCAGUAAAGUGAAGCUUGAAAAUGAGAGAGUUAAAAGAAUGAGAAGCAAAUACGAAGAUCUUCUUAAAUCUUUUAAUAAAGAAAAAGAGCAAUUUGCUAAGUAAAAAGAGUUAGAAAUCCAAGAAUUAGAAGAAUGGAAAAAAGAAGAAAAAAAGAAGAUUUAAAACGAAAAAAGAAUUGCAGACAGAUAGUAGAAAGCUAUGCAAAAUAUGCCUAACAGAAAGGAAAGAGAAGAAAUAGAAAAUCUAAAGGCGAUGAAUAAGAAAUUGCAAGAAGAAAUUAAAAUAAAAGAUUAAAGAAAUAAACUAACCAUUGAUAGACAAAAGAAACUCAUUGAUGAGCUAACUUAAAAAAACUAAGAGCUUAAAGAUGAGAUAAAGCAUUUAGAGAAUAUGAGAUUAGAUGGAGGUGCUGGCUCUAAUCUAAACAAAUAAAAUAAUCUGAGCAGAACUAGCAGUUCUAAGUAACCACAAAAAGUUCCCACAAAAUCUCCAUUCAAAUCUAAACCAUCUAAAACAAUUGUAGAUGAUGCUUAUUAGAAUGACAUGGAUGAGGAAGAAAGUUUAGGCUAUUCUCAAAACAAUUAAAAAAAUUAGAUGAAAAAAAGUAAUGUAAUGGGAGACUUCUAAAAGAAGAAGAAUAAAUCAAUGAGUUCUAAUUAUGACUAUUAAUAUGAUAAUAACACAGCAAAAUACAACAAUGAAGAUGAUAAUUUUAAAUACGAUUACAACUAUGAUUAAGAUGACAAUUAUGGAGAACAUAACGAUGAAGAUGAAGAUGCUUAGUUUGAAAAUUAUGAGAACUACUAAAGAGAUCCCUCCGUAUCAAAUGCUUCUAAGGGAAGUAAAUAAGGAUAAAAGAAUAAAAUUCAUGCAGAUGUUAGUCAAGAUUAUGAAAACAGCUAUUCAGGUAAAAAAGAAGAAGAAAAUGAAGAUGAACACUUGGAAACUUAUGAAGAUAUUAUAAAUUUUAAUCCUACCAGCCACACUUACAGCGAGAAUAAUAAAAAGUCUAAAAUUGAGACCAAAUAAAGUAUAAAUAUAAAAUAAUAGCACAACUCAGAUGUUCCUACUAGCACUAGCAAUAGAAUGAACUCGAAGAGUAAUUCUAUAAGUAUUUAAAAUGCUAAUAAUAGUGUUGGCAGUACUAAUACCGCCAUGUCUAGUGUUUCUUCUGCUCAUAAAAACGAUAAAAAAAAAUUGGUACAAAAUGAAAAAGAAAAUAAAUAAUAAGUUGUAUAAAAUAGCAACAGCACAUAAUAAAAAUAAUAAAUUUAAUAAAAGCCUCAAAAAUAAUCAGUAAAUUAGUAAAAGUAGUAUAAAUAUGACAUUUCUACUCUAUCUUAAUGCAGAAAUAUUAGCAUUAGAUAAAUUGGAGAUGAAAUAUAAAGAGAACAAUUCCAUUACGAUCAAAACAUAUUUUAUUAAAAUGUCAUUCAAAAUUUAAACAAUCCUUCUCACCCUGUCAGUGAAAACAUUACAAUGGAUGGAAAAAUACAAACUUUUUAUGAAGAUGGCAGGUAAGUUGUUUAGUUUGCUAAUGGAGUUAAGCGUUAAGUUUUUCCAAACGGUUACACUUUAGUCAAUUUUAUCAAUUAAGACGUUAAACAAGUUCUUCCUGAUCAUACAGUUAUUUAUUACUUUGCUGAUGCUCAAACCACUUAAACCACAUUAACAAAUCAUAUAAAUAUUUAUAAUUUCCCAAGUAAUCAAAUAGAAAUUCACUUCCCUUAAGGCAGAAAAGAAAUAAUUUUUGCUGAUGGAACAGAAAAAUAUAUUUAUGAAGAUGGCGAAGAAAAGACAUUCUUUGCAGAUGGAUCUAUUUAAACAGUAGAUGUAAAUAAAGUGAAAAAAAUUCGUUAUAAGAAUGGAAAAGAAGACGUAAUUUAUCCUGAUUAAAACUCAGAAAAUGUGCAUUGA
Messenger RNA from Tetrahymena thermophila SB210, 5340 nucleotides. Its product is annotated as T-complex protein 10 carboxy-terminus containing protein. Lineage: Eukaryota; Ciliophora; Oligohymenophorea; Hymenostomatida; Tetrahymenidae. The record is from RefSeq and is a predicted model, not a curated record. The transcript has 12 exons. Gene Ontology annotation, biological process: centriole elongation; cilium assembly. Gene Ontology annotation, molecular function: tubulin binding. Gene Ontology annotation, cellular component: centriole; nucleus; centrosome.